CCGACACGUCAUGCGCCACUCCUUUACACACAGCAUUUAUAAAAGAAGACGCCAGGUGACGUCGUGACGUUAUAUCGGUAUCGUUAUCGUUCUUUUCGACUCGUAUUCGACCUUCGUUGUCCUCUGUGAGAAUAUCUCAGUUGCACCCCGACUCUGAUUGUGGACAGUUUGUUAUCUCAGUUUAAUUAAUCAGACGACAAAGUCUACAAAAUGACUACCCAUUUCAACUACCCGGACCCCGCCCUCCAGGACGAGCUCCGCAAGAUCGCCAACGCCAUCGUGGCCCCCGGUAAGGGCAUCCUGGCCGCCGACGAGUCCGUCAGCACCAUGGGCAAACGGUUGGCCGACAUCGGUGUCGAGAACACCGAAGAGAACAGGCGCAAGUACAGACAGCUGCUGUUCACCACCGAGAAGACCAUCGGCGACUACAUCUCCGGCGUGAUCCUCUUCCACGAAACGCUGUACCAGAAAGCCGACGAUGGUACCCCGUUCCCGGAACUGCUAAAGUCCCGCGGGAUCAUCCCCGGAAUCAAGGUCGACACAGGGGUCGUGCCCUUGUUCGGGUCGGAAGACGAGUGCACCACCCAAGGUCUGGACGAUUUAAGCAAACGAUGCGCGCAAUACAAGAAAGACGGCUGCCAUUUUGCAAAAUGGCGGUGCGUGCUCAAGAUCAAGGAUCACACUCCUAGCUACCAGGCGUGUUUGGAAAACGCCAACGUCCUAGCUCGCUAUGCCUCCAUUUGCCAGGAAAACCGUAUCGUGCCCAUUGUAGAGCCCGAGAUUCUUCCCGACGGCAACCAUGACUUGGAACGGUGCCAGAAAGUGACCGAAACUGUUCUAGCUUUCGUGUACAAGGCGCUCCACGACCACAAUGUCUUCCUUGAGGGGACUUUGUUGAAACCCAACAUGGUAACAGGCGGCCAGAGUCACCCAGUUAAGUUCAGUCCGGAAGAUAUUGGAAGGGCCACCGUCACCGCUUUGCAACGUACUGUGCCUGCUGCCGUGCCCGGAGUCGUGUUCCUGUCGGGAGGGCAGAGUGAAGAGGAAGCCACUGUUAAUCUAGACGCUAUUAACAAGUUCCAAGGGAAGAAACCAUGGGCUUUGAGCUUCAGCUACGGGCGUGCCCUUCAAGCCUCCGUCCUCCGCGGUUGGUCGGGCAAAGACGAGAACAUUGCCGUUGGACAGCAGGAACUUCUGAAACGUGCCAAGGCCAACAGCGAAGCGUCUCAAGGAAAAUACGUGGCGGGUACCGCGCACGGGAAGGCGGGGGAUCAGGGACUCUUUGUCCAGAAUCAUGCUUACUAGAGGAAAUCUCAUACACCGAUUUACCACAAUUUUACAAUAUUUACAAUAAAGUACUAUUUUAGGCCGCGGUAGACAUUGUUAUUGUUAUGGAUUUAUAUUAUACUAUUGUAUUUUUUAUUUAUACAGGUAUAUGCCAUUUUCGAGAUGUAUUUAUUUGAUGGAAGUUUUAAGAAAAAAAUUGUGAAAUUGUGAUUUUCUUUUUAGAUGUGCAUGUAUAGGUUUAAAUUAUUUACGUAAAUGUACGUCACUGGAGACUGUUAAUAACUAAUAAAAAUUAAUUGUCAGUUUGAUUUUA
Zophobas morio is the source of this 1600-nucleotide messenger RNA. RefSeq names its product fructose-bisphosphate aldolase. Gene Ontology annotation, molecular function: fructose-bisphosphate aldolase activity. Gene Ontology annotation, biological process: fructose 1,6-bisphosphate metabolic process; glycolytic process. Gene Ontology annotation, cellular component: cytosol. The coding region runs from base 211 to 1305 and encodes 364 amino acids. NCBI's taxonomy places the organism in Eukaryota, Metazoa, Arthropoda, Insecta, Coleoptera, Tenebrionidae. The record is from RefSeq and is a predicted model, not a curated record. The transcript has 4 exons.